Molecule: messenger RNA, 5220 nt
Organism: Wallemia ichthyophaga EXF-994
Lineage: Eukaryota; Fungi; Basidiomycota; Wallemiomycetes; Wallemiales; Wallemiaceae
Product: Pentafunctional AROM polypeptide
Exons: 5
Coding region: 1-5220 (1739 amino acids)
Biological process (GO): aromatic amino acid biosynthetic process; chorismate biosynthetic process
Cellular component (GO): cytoplasm
Molecular function (GO): shikimate 3-dehydrogenase (NADP+) activity; 3-dehydroquinate dehydratase activity; 3-dehydroquinate synthase activity
Source: RefSeq, a predicted model, not a curated record
AUGAGAUUUGGCGGACCAGGAAUGAACUCAUACACUAAUACCCGUAGAUAUCCUAGACAGCAACAAGCACAACCACAGUCAAUGAUACAACAAAUACUUCCAAUACUGAUUCUAAUCGGAUUCACAUUGCUUAGCUACCUACCUUCACUACUAGGAUCACUCUUUUCAGUACCAGCACCUGGAUUCUCAUUAGACAAAACAGUUUUCUACUCGAUGGAGAAGUCCACAGGGUUCCCUAAUGAUGUUAAGUACUUUGUCAAUCCAUCUCAGUGGAGGAAUCAUCCAUACUCACAAACCAGUCAAGUACCACAAUCAUUUAGUAAUGAAGUUGAGAGAUUGCUAGCUCAGAGGCUUGGUAGGAAGUUUGAAAUCCUCGGCAAUAAUUCUAUUCACUGUGGUUUCCAUCUCUCCGAGUACAUCGCAGAAACCAUCUCCACUCAGCUCAGGUCAUCCGCCUAUGUCUUUAUCACAGAUUCGAAUAUUCAGAAAUUACACUUGAAUUCUCUUGUUAGCCAUCUCAAGUCCUCUCUCUCUGCCUCUAAUUCCACCGCCAAAGUUCUCAGCUACGUCGUCAGCCCCGGCGAAUCUUCUAAAUCACGCGCUGUCAAGGAAGAUAUUGAGGACUGGAUGUUCUCUCACAGGCUCACUAGGGACACCGUAGUCAUUGCCUUGGGUGGUGGCGUCGUUGGCGACCUCUCUGGCUUCUUAGCUGCUACUUACAUGCGCGGCGUCCCUUUCGUUCAAAUACCGACCACCCUUCUCGCUAUGGUUGACAGCUCCGUCGGCGGCAAGACUGCUAUCGAUGUCCCCGCUGGUAAAAACCUAAUCGGCGCUUUCUGGCAGCCUAAAUUCAUCUUCAUUGAUAUUUCUAUGCUUGAAACCCUGCCUCAGAGAGAAGUCAGCAACGGCAUGGCUGAAGUUAUCAAGACUGCCGCCAUUUGGAACGCUGAGGAGUUCUCCGAUUUGGAAAACAACGCCCCUGCUAUUCUCUCUGCUGUCUCUAAGCCUUCUUCUUCGCCUCAGCACAAGUUUCUCGGUCGCCACAUCUCAAAUCGCACACCAGAACAAUCCCUCAUCUUAAAAGUCGUCAGUGGCUCUAUCGCCGUCAAGUCUCACGUCGUCACAGUGGAUGAGCGUGAAACCGGCCUCAGAAAUCUUGUCAAUUUUGGCCACUCUAUUGGUCAUGCUAUCGAAGCUAUCGUCGCUCCAGAUGUUUUACACGGUGAAUGUAUAUCUGUUGGAAUGGUUCUUGAAGCUGAGGUUUCUAGAGCUUUGGGUCAUCUAUCUCAAGUCGCCGUGGGCAGAAUUUCACGCUGUCUCAAAGCCUUUAAUCUUCCAAUCAGCACUAACGAGGCUUUAUUCUCCCGUCUUCCAAAAUCUACCAACAUCACCGUCGAUCGCUUGAUCGAAAUUAUGGCCGUCGACAAAAAGAAUGCAGGUAGCAACAAAAAGAUUGUUCUUUUGGGAAACAUUGGUAGCACCGUCGAACAAAAAGCUUCAGUUGUUAAAGACGACAUUAUUCGCCGUGUACUCUCUUCGGCCGUGCGCGUAGAAGCUGGUAGCCCUCCAAAGAACUUUACACUUUCCACCCCCGGUUCCAAGAGCAUCAGUAAUCGUGUGAUGGUACUUGCAGCCCUCGGUAAGGGCACUGUUAAAAUCCGUAAUCUUCUUCAUUCCGAUGAUACCAAGGUUAUGAUGUCGGCGCUAAACGACCUUCACGGCGCCAACUUUGCGUUCGAGGAUGGAGGUGACACACUAGUCAUUCAGGGUGGUCAAGGCCACCUCAAUCCUCCUGAUGACGGUAAACAAAUUUACCUCCAAAACGCUGGUACGGCUGCAAGAUUCCUGACUACUGUGUGUACCCUCGUCCAGCCAACUGAAAGACAGCAACACACAGUCAUCACUGGUAAUGCGCGUAUGAAACAACGUCCAAUUGGACCACUCGUUGAUGCUUUACGUAGCAAUGGCUCCGAUAUUGGUUAUCUAGAGAGCGAGGGCGCCCUCCCACUCCAUAUCGCAAGCAAAGAGAGCGGCUUGAUUGGUGGUCAUAUCCAACUAGCUGCUACCGUUUCAUCGCAAUACGUUUCUUCUAUCCUUCUUUGUGCGCCCUACGCAAGCGAAGCCAUCACACUUGAGUUGGUCGGCGGUCAGGUGAUCUCACAGCCUUACAUCGAUAUGACUAUCUCAAUGAUGAAAGAUUUCGGCGUUAAUGUGGAGCGCGUUAAAGACGAUGGUGGUAAAUUGCUCAAUGUUUACAAAAUUCCAAAAACUACCUACACCAACCCAUCUGAAUACAACGUGGAAAGUGACGCCUCGAGCGCUACCUACCCCGCCGCUAUUGCUGCGCUCACAGGCACAACGGUGACCAUUCAAAACAUUGGCAGUGAAAGUUUGCAAGGUGAUGCUGGCUUUGCGAAGAAUGUACUGGAGCCAAUGGGUUGCAGGGUAGUGCAGACCACGACCGAUACUACUGUAACCGGACCCUCUGAGCCACUUAGGGCGCUUGGUAGCAUUGAUAUGGAGACCAUGACGGAUGCUUUCCUCACCGCGUCGUGCGUCCUCGCUGUCGCUACAGGCGAGUCUACAUCUGGAGUGAAAAAGGAGGGCAAUGCGACGCGUAUUUACGGUAUUGCUAAUCAGCGUCAAAAAGAAUGCGAGCGUAUUCAAGCUAUGGCUGAUGAACUCGCCAAAUUCGGUAUUAGGACGCAGCAAGAUCCUGACUCUAUCACCAUCUUCCCGAGACCAGCCUCGGAGCUCAACACUGAGGUUGUCGUUCAUUGUUAUGAUGAUCACCGUGUAGCUCUCGCUUUCUCGUGCUUGGCUCAAAAGGUCGCCGGAACAAUCUUAGAUGAAAAGCGUUGUGUUGAGAAAACGUGGCCAAAUUGGUGGGACGAUCUUCAAAAUAAGAUCGGUAUACCAGUUAGUGGUGUUGACGCUCAUCCAGUCGCUGGCCCUCCUUCCCCUAAGCUUGCUCCUGUGCCCGCUGCCGCUCCCUCCGGAGCUUACAUCCCCGAUGCUUCUAUUUUCAUUAUCGGUAUGCGUGGCAGUGGAAAGACAACAGUUGGUAAGCUGGCGUCUGGUACUCUCAACAGGAAGUUCUUAGAUGCGGACGCUAUUCUUGAAGAAGACACCCAAGUCCCUGUCUACAACUACGUCCAAAAAUUCGGUUGGGACGCUUUCAGAAAGGCAGAGUUGGACGUAUUAAGAAAACUAAUAGAGAAGCAUUCACAAGGCUACGUUAUUUCUCUCGGCGGUGGCGUUGUGGAGACAGCCGAAGCGCGCGAGCUUCUGAAGGCUUAUGCCGCCGACAAAGAAGGAGGGCCAGUAGUCUACGUCGAGCGCGACGAAGGUGAGAUAGUGAACUACCUCCAAAAUGAAAAGUCACGUCCGGCGUAUGCGAGUGGUGAUGCAGUCAAAGAUGUUUUGCACCGCCGCAAACCAUGGUUCCUCGAGUGCGCCACACAUCGCUUCAUCAAUCAUCUCACUCUCCAAGCGCGCGUGAACGAAAUAAUGUCAGGAAAGCACACGGAUCUCUCCAACAGCAUGCUUCGUUCAGAGGUCAGGGAAAUAAAGCGAUUCUUCAAAUUUAUUUCGGGAGAUGAUGUCAAUAGUGUCGACGUAUAUGCUAGAAGAACUUACUUCUUGUCGCUCACAUACCCGGAUCUGUUUGAGGCGCUGCCUAUUCUCGAUAAACUGAGUGAAGGCGUCGAUGCACUUGAGGUGCGCGUCGAUCUGUUAUCGGAAGAUGGCAAGGCUCCCGUUACUCCAAACGUACCAUCGGCGGAGUACGUAUCUCUUCAGCUCUCCGCACUUAGACAGUGCACAUCCCUGCCAAUUAUUUAUACUGUCAGGACUCAUAGCCAGGGUGGGAUGAUACCUGAUGAUAAGCUGGAAGAUAUAGCUGCUUUAAUUGAAUUGGGUGUCGCUCUCGGUAGUGAAUUUGUGGACGUCGAACUUAAUCUCCCUGACUCGCUUAUCGGGGGUAUAGUCGAACGCAAGGGAAAUUCCAAGAUUAUUGCUUCGAUGCAUGAUUUCCCUGGUGACUUCAAGUGGGAGUCAGUUGAGAUGAGAGCCAAAUUUGACGCGGGUGCUAAAUACGGAGACAUAGUUAAACUCGUCGGUCGCGCCAACUCGAUCCAGGACAACUUUGAUGCAUUCAAAUUCCUCAAUAAGUUACCAUCAUCAACGCCAGUGCUGGCGUUCAAUGUGGGCGUGGUGGGACAAUUGAGCAGGAUUAUGAAUUACGUUCUCACUCCAGUGACGCAUGAGCUGCUGCCCUCAAAAGCGGCACCUGGGCAGCUCUCAUUCAGGGAAAUUCAGCAAGCACUCCAUCUUAGUGGGCAACUUCCACAGAAAAAGUUUUAUCUGCUCGGAUGUCCGAUUAAGCAGUCUCAAUCACCUACACUUCACAACACUGGAUUCAAGCAGUUGGGACUUCCAUAUGUGUAUGGUCUGCAUGAGGGAGAGCAGCUUGAUGAGAGUGUUGAUGAGUUGCUUUAUAGUGAAGAAUUCGGUGGUGCCUCAGUGACUAUCCCUCACAAAGUGAACAUUCUCAGUAAACUUGACACUCUGUCUAUGCCAGCCAAGGCAAUUGGAGCAGUCAACACGGUUGUUGUGAGGGAAGGGCUGAAUGGGAGGAGAGAAUUGUUCGGUGAUAACACAGAUUGGCAAGCUAUCAGGAGCUGUGCGCAGUCGUCUGUCAGUGGGAAUGAUCCAAUCACUGCGGAGUCGGCCGGACUGGUUAUUGGAGCUGGAGGAACGUGUCGCGCAGCUCUGUAUGCGUUGCAUGCUUUGGGAUGUGGUAGUAUCUAUCUAUACAAUCGUACGCGGGCGAAUGCGGAAAGCGUUGCGAAGGAGUUUCCGUCAUUCAACAUACGAGUGCUCGAUGAUCUUAACAGUGUCACUAGCAAGCCACAAGUAAUCGUCUCAUGCAUUCCAGCAUCUGCUACGACUUGCGAGGUAGGAAACAGAGAGGGAAUCUUCCUCCCAAAAAGCAUUUUCGGACGCACGUCGGGAGUCGUGAUUGACAUGUCGUACAAACCAUUCAAGACGCCUCUGCUGGAGUUGGCGGAGAGUGCAGCUCACUGGGUGGGUAUACCUGGAGCUACUAUUCUACUCGAACAGGGAUUUAAGCAGUUUGGGCUGUGGACUGGCAGACAGCCGGCAAGGAAGGACGUCGAGAAGGCCGUCUGGGACAAAUACAUGGAGGUACAUACAUAA